GGGUGUUCCAGCUGAUGGCAAAGGCUGAGUGUCACUUCAUCAACGGCACCGAGCGGGUGAGGUUCGUGGCGAGGGGUAUCUACAACCGGGAGCAGCAACUACACUUCGACAGUGAUGUGGGGGUGUUUGUGGGGGACACCCCGUUUGGGGAGAGCUGGGCCAGGCACGUGAACAGCGACCCAGAACUGAUGGAGCUCAGACGAUCUGAUGUGGACAGGUUCUGCCGGCACAACUACGAGGUGAUCACCCCGUUCAGCGUGGAGAGGAGAGUGCCCCCCAGC
Messenger RNA from Neopelma chrysocephalum (saffron-crested tyrant-manakin), 281 nucleotides. RefSeq names its product class II histocompatibility antigen, B-L beta chain-like. The record is from RefSeq and is a predicted model, not a curated record. NCBI's taxonomy places the organism in Eukaryota, Metazoa, Chordata, Aves, Passeriformes, Pipridae. The transcript has 2 exons. Gene Ontology annotation, cellular component: MHC class II protein complex; membrane. Gene Ontology annotation, biological process: immune response; antigen processing and presentation. The annotation marks the transcript as partial.